AUGGAUCGAUUCUUUGACUGGAGCGAGAGCCUGCAGUGUGUGUUCCAGUGGCUUGGGUUCACAGUACAGGUGCACAAUGAUGUGACUAAAGCAGACCUGCAGAAAGUCCUGGAGGAAUAUAAGAGGCACCCAGGCCAUGCUGAUGGGGACUGCUUCGUGUUCUGUAUCCUGACUCAUGGGCUGUCGGAGGCUGUCUGCUCCUCGGAUGGGUUCCUCACUCCCAUUCAGGAGAUCAUAUCUUACUUCACAGCCCAGCAGUGCCCUGAUCUGGCUGGCAAACCCAAAUUGUUUUUCAUCCAGGCCUGUGAAGCUGCUGUACCUUUGGAAGCCAAUGUUAUGAAUGCUGACCAGCACCUCUCGCAGGCCAGCGGGCUGAGCCUGAGUGACAAGUGUCUUCAAGAGCCAGAGUUUCUGCUUAGCGUAGCCACCAUCCCAGUCUAUGCAAACUUUCAGAAAUGGAAGGAAGGCAGCAUCUAUAUUCAGUCUCUGUGCAAUCAUCUGAAAGUCUUGGUCCCAAGAUGUGAAGACAUUGCAUCUAUCAUUGAAAUUGCCAUCCAGGAUGUGGACGAGAUAGAGGAAGAACCUAAAUUUAAGGAGGAAACUGAAGAUGUUUUAUUUGGCAAGUUGGAUGAAAAUUGUAGCAUGGAUUUCCGUGAGAAACUCCUGAAGAUUGAUGCACGUUUGGGGUCCAAAGAUGUGGAAGUGCUCAAGUUUCUCUGUGGUGACUUCCUCUCCCACAAGAAGUUGGAGAAGAGCAGCUCAGCUUCGGAGAUAUUCGAUCUGCUCCUGGCGGAAGAGCUACUGACUGAGGAAGCCCCGUUCUUCCUAGCAGAGCUCCUGUAUACCAUGAAGCAGAACGCCCUCUUGCAUUUCCUUGACUACAGCAAAGAGCAAGUAGAGAGCUGUCUGGCCACUCGGAGGAGGGUCUCUCCGUUCAGAAAUCUACUCUAUGAACUAUCAGAAGACAUAAUCUCUGAGGACUUAAGGGACAUGAUCUUCCUUCUGGGCCAACACCUUCCAAAAACUGAGCUGACUUCUCUAAGUUUCAUGCAACAUCUAGAGAAACAAGGUCUCCUAAGUGAAGAUAACCUGGAGACACUGGAGAAGGCCUGCAAAACAGUGAAACCUAGCCUUAUGAAAAAGAUACAAAACUACAAGAGACAGAGAAGCACCCAGGUAGUGACACCUUCUGUGGACAAUAAAGCCGAGAUUUUGUAUCAGGGACAGGAAGAGGGACUUUCUCAUCUAGGCACUAUGAUAGUCCGUGGAGGCUUUCAGAUGGAGCCCUGGGAAAAUGAGCAGCAAAACCGUAACGGUGACAGAGCCACAAAUGAUGCACUACCCCUGGUCUCCACAGCAGUGUCGGGGGGAUCUGCUGACAUCACAAAUCCUGAAAGCACAAAGGAGGCGUCUGUGUACAGGAUGGAUCGGAAAUUCAGAGGGCACUGUGUCAUUGUCAACAACUACACAUUUUCAUCAUUACUACCCAGAGAAGGGACUCAUAGAGAUGCUGAGAGCCUGGAGUGUGUGUUCCAGUGGCUUGGAUUUGCAGUACAGGUGUAUAAUGAAGUGACUAAAGCAGCCUUGAAGGAGAUCCUGCAGGAAUAUAAGAGUCAUCCGGACCAUGCUGACGUGGACUGCUUUGUGUUCUGUAUCCUGACCCAUGGGGACUAUGGAGUGGUCUAUUCCACAGAUGAAGCCCCGACUUCUAUUAAGGAGAUCACAUCUUACUUCACAGCCCAGCAGUGCCCUGGUCUGGUUGGCAAACCCAAACUCUUUUUCAUCCAGGCCUGUCAAGGUUCAGGGUUACAACCUUCUGUACUUAUUGAAGCAGAUGCUGUGGAUCCUGACAAGGAAUUCUCUGUACCUCAAAAGUGGAACCUGAGCAACAGUAUUCCCGAUGAGGCAGAUUUCCUGCUCGGGUUAGCCACCAUCCCAGGCUAUAAAUCUAUUCGGAAUCGGAGAAGAGGGAGCUGGUAUAUUCAGUCUCUCUGUAAUCAUCUGAAAGAUAUGGUCCCAAGACGUGAAGACAUCUUAUCUAUCCUCACAGCUGUCAACAAUGAUGUGAGCCAGCAAGAGGAUUUAACGGGGACAAUGAAACAGAUGCCCCAGCCUGCUUUUACACUACGAAGAAAACUGGUAUUUCCUGUGCCUCAGGAAGCCCUAUCCUUAGACUAG
This is a messenger RNA of Elephantulus edwardii (Cape elephant shrew), 2178 nucleotides long. It is a transcript of the gene CASP10, whose product is annotated as caspase 10, apoptosis-related cysteine peptidase. The transcript is spliced from 13 exons. Gene Ontology annotation, biological process: proteolysis; negative regulation of extrinsic apoptotic signaling pathway via death domain receptors. The record is from RefSeq and is a predicted model, not a curated record. The coding region runs from base 1 to 2178 and encodes 725 amino acids. Lineage: Eukaryota; Metazoa; Chordata; Mammalia; Macroscelidea; Macroscelididae. Gene Ontology annotation, molecular function: protein binding.